This is a messenger RNA of Prorocentrum cordatum, 1500 nucleotides long. The record is from the annotation of a GenBank genome assembly. Lineage: Eukaryota; Dinophyceae; Prorocentrales; Prorocentraceae.
AUGACGCUGUCCCGUGUGGCACGCGCGACGGCGACGGCCGCCGUGGCCCUCGCGUCAUGCUCCAGCGCCCUGGAGGAUGCCCGCCGCAAGGGUCUCCGCCACAAGGCGGCGCUGAAGCCCGAGGAUAAUCUGAAGCUGCCGCUCAACCUGGAGGAUGGCCACGUGCCCCUGUUCGUGAAAUGGGAAAAGUACCUCGGCAAGGACCUGAGUGACGUGAACUUCGUCCAGAUAGGGGGCAACUGCGGCACGAAUCUGCCAGACUGCGCCGUGGGCGGCGAUCCUAUCUGGGAGUACGCUACCCGCUUCGACUGGAAGGGCAUCGUCCUGGAGCCCGUGCCCCAGAUCUUCUCCAAGUUGUCCAAGAACUACCAGCCGUACCCCUCCGUGAAGCCGGUGCAGGCACUUGUGAGCAACCACUCUGGUGUUGGCAGGAUCUUGGACCGUGCGGAGACCUCCCACGAGAUCAGCCUAUCUCGUAAGAAGGGCGUCGAGGUUCCCACGUACACGCUGCAGACGCUCUGGAAGGAUGUGUUCGGCGCGGACAAGGAGAAGGUCGACCUGCUCGUCGUGGAUGCAGAGGGCAACGAGCCGAAGAUCUUGUCGGGCGCGUUCCCGGAGCCGAAGCCACAGCUUGUGCUGUUCGAGAUCGCCAAUCUUCAGCAGGCCGAUCUCGCGGUCAUCGACGCCAAUCUGAAAGAGAAGGGCUACGUCUUGCUGGAGAACCUGGUCCACCAGGACAAGGUGGGGCUCACGAUGGCGCCGCAGGACGCGCUGUACGGCCUGAAGGAGAUGCCGGCGGCGCAGGUCGCGCUGAAGGAGCGCAAGCAGGCGCAGUCCUUGCCGCUCAAGCUGGAGGACGGCCACGUGCCCCUGUUCGUGAAGUGGGAGGAGUACCUCGAGAGCAUGCACGGCGUGAACUUCGUCCAGAUUGGGGGCAACUGCGGCACGAAUCUGCCGGAGUGCGCCGUGGGCGGCGACCCUAUCUGGGAGUAUGCCACCCGCUUUGACUGGAAGGGCAUCGUCCUGGAGCCCGUGCCCAAGAUCUUCUCCAAGCUGACCGCGAACUACUUGCCGUAUCCGACAGUGAAGCCGGUGCAGGCACUUGUUAGCAAUCACUCUGGUGUUGGCAGGAUCUUGGACCGUGCGGAGACCUCCCACGAGAUCAGCCUAUCUCGUAAGAAGGGCGUCGAGGUGCCCACGUACACGCUGCAGACGCUCUGGAAGGAUGUGUUCGGCGCGGACCAGGAGAAGGUCGACCUGCUCGUCGUGGACGCAGAGGGCAACGAGCCGAAGAUCUUGUCGGGCGCGUUCCCAGAGCCGAAGCCGCAGCUGGUGCUGUUCGAGAUCUCCAGCCUGCAGCCAGAGGAGCUGGACGCGAUCGACAGGAACCUGAAGAAGGAGGGCUACGUCCUGGAGAAGCAGCUGAAGCACCAGGACAAGGUGGGCCUGACCAUGGCGCCGCAGGACGCCCUGUACAAGCUGCGCCCAGAGUCCGCGUGA